Messenger RNA from Cryptosporidium ubiquitum, 1395 nucleotides. RefSeq lists its product as uncharacterized. Bases 1 to 1395 code for a protein of 464 amino acids. The record is from RefSeq and is a predicted model, not a curated record. NCBI's taxonomy places the organism in Eukaryota, Apicomplexa, Conoidasida, Eucoccidiorida, Cryptosporidiidae. The transcript has a single exon. Gene Ontology annotation, molecular function: zinc ion binding; aminopeptidase activity. Gene Ontology annotation, biological process: proteolysis.
AUGACGAGAGAGUUCUCUGAUAAAUUUUUAGAGUUUUUGAAUAAUACAGGCUCUCCAUACCACUCAGUAGAUGAAACAAUUAAAUUACUUAAAAAAAGUGGAUUUAAAAAAUUGGAUGAAAACGAGGAAAUUACAAAAGGAGGUAAAUAUUAUAUGACUCAGAAUUAUAGUACUGUUUUAGCAUUCAAAGUAGGUGAAGACUUUGAUUUAGAAAAUGAAAGAUGUAUGGUGAUUAUAACAGGUUCACAUACUGACAGUCCUUGUUUAAGAAUCAGACCAAGUUCCAUAACUUGUAAUGAAGGUUAUACUCAAUUGAAUGUUUCUACAUAUGGAGGAGGCCUUUGGCAUACUUGGCUUGAUAGAGGUUUGGGAAUAGCGGGGAAGGUGGUAGAUAAUGCAUGUAAUGAAUAUUUAGUUAAAAUUAAAAAACCAAUAUGUGCAAUUCCAAAUUUGGCAAUACAUUUAACCACAUCUGAAGAAAGAAAUUCGUUUGUUUAUGAUAAGGAAAAACAUUUGCAACCAAUUAUAUCAAAAACUGAUACAAAUGACAAAUAUGGAGAACAACUUUUAUCUCUUCCACGUAGUUUACUGGAAGAGAUAUGCAAAGAAAUUAACAUACAACCUCAGAAUGUUUCAUCAUUUGACCUUUGUUUAAUGGAUUCAGUAGACUCAAGAUAUGUUGGAAUUAAUGAAGAAUUUAUUGAUUCUCCAAGACUGGAUAAUCUUGGAGGCCUCUUUUCCUGCUUUACAGCUUUGAUUGAUGCUUCGGAAUCUAAUAGAAAUGAUUUAUUGGUUUCUGUUGCAUUUGAUCAUGAAGAAGUUGGAAGUGUCUCAUUUACAGGAGCUCAUUCAGACUUUUUAAAGCAAAGUCUAAAGCUGAUUCUAGGUAGUUUGUCAAAAUCCAACUUAAAUGGGUCUUUAUCUAAUAGAGAUACUGCUAAUAAAAAUAUAGACUUUGAAUUCUGCAAUAUAAUGAAAAGAUCGAUCUUUCUAAGUGUUGAUAUGGCACAUUCAAUACAUCCAAAUUACCCUGAAAGACAUCAAUCAAAACAUAAACCUUUGCCAAAUAAUGGUAUUGUAAUCAAAACAAACUUUAAUCAAGCUUACACCACAGACUGCACCACUAGAACGUUUUUGAAGACUAUUGCAAAUAAUUUCAAUAUAAAGACUCAAGAUUUUCUAGUAAAAAAUAGUUCUCCAUGUGGGUCUACUGUAGGACCAAUAGUUGCUUCCAAUUUAGGAAUCCGUACCGCUGAUAUUGGUGCAUGCAUGUUGGCCAUGCAUUCAUGCAGGGAGUUUAUGUACUACUCUGAUAUUUAUGAUAUGCAAAAUUUUAUUAAGGUUUUUUAUAUUACUUGGUCUAAAAUUAAGUUUGAAUCAAAGUUACUAGAAUAA